AUGCACUUUUCUCGGAUUCCUGUUACGUUUUAUAGUGAAGACCCCGCAGAACGUCGACGAAUAUUGGGAUGUCAGGAGUUCAAUAAUAAUCCUAAACAAGGCUUAGAGUACUUGUUCGAACAGGGCUUGUUGGAACGCAAUCCAGCAUCCGUUGCACGCUUCUUUGUGGAGGAACAUGAACGACUGUCGAAGGUUGUCCUCGGAACCUACCUUGGAGAAGUGUGA
Molecule: messenger RNA, 225 nt
Organism: Opisthorchis viverrini
Lineage: Eukaryota; Metazoa; Platyhelminthes; Trematoda; Opisthorchiida; Opisthorchiidae
Exons: 2
Coding region: 1-225 (74 amino acids)
Biological process (GO): regulation of ARF protein signal transduction
Molecular function (GO): guanyl-nucleotide exchange factor activity
Source: RefSeq, a predicted model, not a curated record